CGUCGCCCUGAGCUGUCUUAACUUGACUCGGCUCAGGUCUUGCUGCAAUCUUGAACGCUGGUGGUGACUGAUGAGUGCAGUGCCGUGGACUCGACUGACUCUUUCUUUAACGUAGUCAUCUCCAGUUUUAUUCAGUGUUUUACGGAACAUUUUCUCCAGAGGUGAAGCGUUUACUCGUUUGUCGAAGAUGUCUGUGGCCGGGCUGAAGAAACAGUUCCACAAAGCCAGCCAGCUAUUCAGUGAAAAGAUCAGUGGGGCAGAGGGGACAAAGCUGGAUGAGGACUUCAUGGAGAUGGAGAGGAAAAUUGACGUGACCAACAAGUCAGUGUUUGACCUCUUGGCCAAAACAACAGAAUACCUGCAGCCUAACCCAGCCUCUCGAGCAAAACUCAACAUGCUGAACACAGUGUCCAAGAUCCGAGGGCAGGUGAAGACCACCGGCUACCCCCAGACUGAAGGCCUUCUGGGAGACUGCAUGCUGCGCUACGGCCAUGAACUGGGCGAGGACUCUGUCUUUGGCGGUGCUCUGGUGGAUAUGGGUGAGGCCAUGAGGCAGAUGGCAGAUGUGAAGGACUCCCUGGACAUAAGCGUCAAACAAAACUUUAUUGACCCCCUGCAGAAUCUACAGGACAAGGACCUCAAAGAGAUCACACACCACCUGAAGAAGCUGGAGGGCCGUCGGUUAGACUUUGAUUAUAAAAAGAAACGUCAGGGGAAAAUCCCAGACGAGGAGAUCCGCCAGGCUGUGGAGAAGUUCGAGGAGAGCAAAGAGCUGGCUGAGAGGAGCAUGUUCAAUUUCUUGGAGAAUGACGUGGAGCAGGUGACCCAGCUGUCAUCGCUGAUUGAGGCGGCCUUAGAGUACCAUCGGCAGUCGAGUGAAAUCCUGGAGGAGCUCAGUGGACAGCUGCAGAGGAGGAUAUCCACAGCCAGCAGCCGGCCCAAGAGAGAGUUCAAACCAAAGUCUAUCAGGAGCAGCAUGGAGGCCCUGGACAACAGUCAGCACAACGGCCUGUCCUACAGCUCCUCGCUCAAAUCCACAGAUAUCCAGAUCAAUCACACAGUCAAUGGGAAAACUGAUCAUAUAACCUCUGUUCCACUGUCAUGGCCUGAGAGCCCUACUACCAAUGGCAAUAAUCACCAGACGGAGGUGUUGGACCAGCCAUGCUGUCGCUCCCUCUAUGACUUUGAGCCGGAGAAUGAGGGCGAGCUGGGUUUCAAGGAGGGCGACAUCAUCAUCCUCACCAACCGGAUCGACGAGAACUGGUACGAGGGCAUGAUCAACGGCGAGUCCGGCUUCUUCCCCGUCAACUAUGUGGAGGUCAUCGUCCCUCUGCCUCAGUGAGACUGGCUCCUCAAGUCCUCUGCAGACUCCUUCCUGCCUCAUCACACUCAGCCUCUGUCCUCGACUCAACUCGGGCCUAAAUGCGUGGGGCCGGCUCAACGCGAAGCUGAAAAAAUAUUCUGUCUUCUGAAUUUCAAACCGAGCCAGAGAGGUAGUAGUUUUGUCCCAAGCCGACGUAAGAUCAAAUGUCACUGAUUGCAUUGUUGUUUUUUUGUUGUUGUCGAUAUUUAUGGACCUGAAGCCAACUGAAACCCAAGCCAUUAAGUGGGACCCUCUGCCUGGUUGGACCCAUUGUGUCUGACUGAGGUGAAAAUGUCAAGAAGUCAUCAAACUCUGUAAUCAUCCUGUGAGUACUAUAGAUAAGGCUAGAGGCCGAUGUAAAGAACUGAGAGGAUGAUUACAUCCUCUCAGUUCUUCUUCUAUAAGGCUGUUUAAUGUUAUAGAAGUUUAUGUCAUUGGGCUGUCUGCCUGCUUUUGCCCCGUCACCACAACUUGAGACUCCUUAACUUUCGUUGAAGUGCACAAUGGACAUCAUGACUGCAUUAGCUCUUUUUUUGCAUUACAGCCACAUGAGGAACAUGACAAAUGUUAUAGGGUAUUAUUAAUCCUGUAAAUUAUUAUGUAAUUAUCCCCCAAAAAUUGAUAGAGGCUUUGUGUUUGCAUCAAAAAUUGAAGUCUCAAGUUAAAUGAUCAGUUGGCAUUACAGAAUUACUUAACAAAAACACAUUUGUUCUUUUACACCUAGUAUUCUACCAUACAUAUAGUUUUAUGUUUGAAAAGUGACAUUUAAAAACAUCCAACAAAUUCAAGAGGUAAGUGAGAAAAUGUAUGUAUUUUUUUGUAAUUUGGGUGAACUGACUCUUUAAAAAUACAGAGCGAGAACAGUUGAUGAGAUGAUGGCCAGCUCAUAUGUUUAGAAAAGCACAGCUUUUAUUAGUCACCAAGACCUCCAAUAUGGCUGCUACAAUCCUGUAUUCUACUGAUUUUGCGUUUCAUAUUUUAAAAGCAUUUUAUGACCUUAUGUUGUUGGUUUCAUAAUCUGGAGAAACCGUUGAAUCGCCUGAUUCUUUCCUUGUUGAACCUUGUUGUAGUAAUGUCACCAUGUUAUCAGAUGAUGUGUACAAAGAAAUAGUUCCUAAAACUACGAAAACAACAUCCAACGUAACGAACCAAAAUGAUCCUUUAAAAUGUGAACUUCAGUUCUCACUCUUAAAUUUUUGAUCAAUGUUGGCUUUAGCUCGACGGCGCUCUUCCCUCACACACAAACAUUCCACUGCUAUUUAUUUUCUACAUGUUUUUAUCAUGUGUGUAGUUUUGUUCAUCUUUUUAAAGCCACAGCCGUCGGACAGCGAUCACACCUAACUCACAGUUGAACUCACCGGUGUCUGAAAACCUCACAUUGCACUGAGAUCAUGGUAGACUGUACGUGAUGUGUAUUACUCCUCCGUUAGACUCUGCCUGUAUCCAGUUCAGCCUGUCUUGUGUUGUAUCUUUGUACCUUUCCGUUCACGUCUUUCCUCCUCUCCAUUACUGACGUUGCCUGUUUGCCUGCUGUGCUCUUAAGUGUCGCCCAGAACACGUUUUUACGACUGCGAGGAACUGAAGUGAACUCUCAUCUCUCUGAAUGUCCCUCUCUUUCUGUUUACAUGCUCUGACUUAUUGUGACAUGAUGUAAGGAUUGUACCGCCCGCUCUGUCAGAUAAGGAUGAAUGCCUUUGACACAUUGAAACCAUAUGAAAGUGCUUUUUGAAAUGCCGUCUGUAUUGCACUGAAGCUUUAGAAUAUACCUACCACAUAUGUUUAUGGACAUGCACCUUUUUAUUUGUUAAUGUUUUUGUUCUUCCUCUUCUUCAGCGUUGCACUUUGUCUCGUUCACACUGGGGUAAUAAUCACUACCAUAUCAGAUAUAUAUGUGAAGUCAAAAUGGUAGAUAGUUAGAUUUAUAUAACCACAGAUGUUCAUUGUACUGUGCUGUGAUGAAUCCACUAUCUCAAUUGUUGUAAUUUAGAUUGGAAAAAUGGUUGUAUCACAUCUAAAAUCAGACGUAGAUGUCUGUGGAAGUAGAGGAUCCUGUUACCUUGUGAAACUCAUUCCAGUUCUCUUAUUAGCUAGUGAUGAGCAGUAGAAUAAGUAAAGACCUGCAGUUACAGUUUGGCUGUGCUGAUAAACCUGUUUAUUUAGGAAGUUCCAUCAUGACAUGAGUUGGUAAAACACCUCGGUAGCCUGAUAUUUAGCAGUCGUCUCUCCUGACAACAUUCAGUUUAGAAAAGAGGGUGAGAUUACCUUAAAUUCUCAAAAACAGGCCAAGGCCUUCAAUUACCUUUAUUUAACUUCAGACAAAACCAGACCAGAUUAGAUACAUACCUUUAUUUCUAAUUUCCUUAUAUUUUCUUACUUUCUCUCUUUUCUGAUAUUUUAGUAAGAAACCUCCCUGUUCUCUGGUCUGCUCUUAUUUUGUUAUCCAUUGAUGCAAACUCCAUGAUCACCUGUUGUCUGGAUAAAUUCAACACAAUGUACAUUUCCACAGAAUUAAUUCCAUCAAUACAGCAACAUAGUCAUGUCAUAACCACCACUCUACUGCUCUCACUUUCUCCUCUGACAGAAAUACUGUUUUCUAUCCUAUUGGUAAACCAAUUCCAGCUACUCCUACUUUGCAGGGGGGUUUUUUUUGAGCGAGUUACUGUCAACGAAAGUCAACACUUCCUGCACAGAUAUUUCACAUUAAAAGACUUCCAGCAUCUGGAAGUCUUGAAACAUCUGCAGGUAACUUAACAGUAACUUAACAUUGCUAAAAAAAAAAACCCUGCAAAGUAGAAGCAACAGGAUUGUUCAUUUCAUCAACAAAGACUACAACGAAAAAUAUUUAAUAUUUUUUCCUGAACGAAAUGAGAUCAAAGACAAAAUUUAAAAGUAACCUUUGAAAACAAAAACUAAGACAAAAUUAAUUAUAUAUUUCAUCCACACAAAAUCUAAAUGAUAAUGUGACAGAUGAACAAAUGUACUAAUUACUGUUUUAAUGCAUAAUAAAUAUAAAACAAUUAUUUGACUUAAUGUUGUGUUGAUGGAAUUAGUGCUGUGGUAAUAUACAUUAUACAGAAUGAGUCAUUAUGUAAGCCACUGUAACAGGUCUCUAUGUUUACCAGCCUUUAUUAGCAGCUGGCUGAAUGCUAGCCUUAAUUUGACAAUUCAAGGCACUCCAAAUAUUCUAAUGGUGUUUCCACAAAAACCUUUUUUCUCCAGAAAUUUGUGAAGUUCCUUAAUUUAGUUUUGUGCACAGAGUUACUGUUAAUGUGAACAGAAAUAACCCAGACCUAAACUCAGGUUUUGGGUGUUGGUUCCAAUACAUACUCGAUGGACUACACUCUUUAUCUCCAUUAUUUAGUUUCAUCUUUUAUUGUAUGUGGACUAACUAUACUUUAUAUACAAUAGAGAGAAAAUACACAAAAUGUAUUGGGAUACUUACUGUUAGCUUGCAAUUGCUUAGAUGUUCAAGACGUUGCAUGAUGAUGAUUUUUCCAAAAGAUUGUUAUGAUGGAUUUUGGAUACUGGGGAGUUCUUAGCACAGAGUUGCUACGUGCGACACACAUUACUUCACAGAAUGGAAGGAAUCACAAGGUUUAAUCCUGCAUCCAGUCUUAAACUAUUCUUUGUAAAACAAUCGAAAACAUUGGCAGAAGAAUCUCUUCUCAUCAGGUUCCUGUAUAAAUGCAGUUUUCAUGAAACAUUUCCAAGCCUUUGACUGGGUUUACAGACGAUUUAACACUGAAUUCAAGAUCAGCCUAGUUUCACUUAUCUUUCACAGUUAGCCCCACAGUAUGAAUGACUGACUCUUUGAUACACUAAACCAAGAUCUCUCAACACUGUACCUCUGUUUGCCUUUGCAGUCCACAAAAUUCUCUCCUCAGUAUUCAUUUUACAACCAACUUCAACAAAGGAAACUGGCUGCGCAUCUCUGUGUUUUAUUUUUUCAGUAGCAUAAUUUAUGCAAGAGGUGUUUUAUAGAUGUUGUAAAUGAAUAUAUUAAUAAAUAUAUUGCGUAAAUAAAUGACAAGCAAAUAUUGAGCCGCCA
This is a messenger RNA of Thunnus maccoyii (southern bluefin tuna), 5411 nucleotides long. It is a transcript of the gene sh3gl3a, whose product is annotated as SH3-domain GRB2-like 3a. The record is from RefSeq and is a predicted model, not a curated record. Gene Ontology annotation, biological process: synaptic vesicle uncoating. The transcript has 11 exons. Bases 188 to 1342 code for a protein of 384 amino acids. Gene Ontology annotation, molecular function: protein binding. Gene Ontology annotation, cellular component: presynapse; cytoplasm; glutamatergic synapse. NCBI's taxonomy places the organism in Eukaryota, Metazoa, Chordata, Actinopteri, Scombriformes, Scombridae.